Messenger RNA from Toxorhynchites rutilus septentrionalis, 19583 nucleotides. RefSeq lists its product as uncharacterized. Gene Ontology annotation, biological process: regulation of gene expression; chromatin remodeling. Bases 800 to 17611 code for a protein of 5603 amino acids. Gene Ontology annotation, molecular function: histone binding; DNA binding; chromatin binding. NCBI's taxonomy places the organism in Eukaryota, Metazoa, Arthropoda, Insecta, Diptera, Culicidae. The record is from RefSeq and is a predicted model, not a curated record. Gene Ontology annotation, cellular component: nucleus; chromatin. The transcript has 19 exons.
AGGUACAGAGAAACAAUGAUGUCGGCGUAUGUUUUAAUUUUAAUUGUGACUUGAAAAACUGAAUUUACCUUUACGCGAAGAAAAGUUGCACGAAACCGGAUGAAACUAUCGCUAAAAGUGAGCUGAGUGUGGUCUGCUGGUCGGAAAUAUGGAAUUUGGCCGAUUUUAGGCGAGUCUCGAUCGAAAAAGUGACGAUGAAAAUUAAUCAAUGAGACAGCUCCGAGAGCUUUUCCCAUUCGCCAUCAUUCGGGUAUGUUAAUGGUGGCACGAAAAGCAGUGGUAGAAAAAUCUGUUCAUUUGUUCAAAUGUGAAAUCGCAUUUAUGUGCAGUGUGUGUGCGAUGGGCCUCGUCCUGAAUCUUCAUUGAUUUUCUUCUACUAUCGGAGUUCCAGAAUCGUCAUUGGCCUGCCAACGGGAUAACUUGUUAUUCGUUUUUCUCUAUCAAGUGACAAAAGUAAUUCCCAGGUCACACAACCGCGUCAAUUUCAUUGAGAUCGUUCAAAAACAUUAUCAUCAAGCAAGAGGCUAACUAGCAAAAGCGAACUCAGCCAUGUGUUGUUACAUUUAUGUUUUGGAUCGAUUUUUACCACAGGAAAAGCACCGACAACAGCAAAUGAGUCAGUCAGCGAAAGCAAGUGAAAAAAACCGCUAGCAUUUUUCAAUAAAAUUGCUAAACGUUUUGUACGCAGCAACAAUAAAAAAACGGCAGAGCCAACAUCUGCCAGAAUACAAGUAGUGUUUAUAUUUAGGACAGCACUCGAUAGUUGCGCGAGAUUCUGCAAUCGCAAACCAAUUGCAAAAUGGACGCCUACUAUCGAUACGAUCCGACUGCUCCGCGCGGUAUGGGACCGCCAGGAAAUGCUGGGGGACCAUACGCCCGGCAUAGGGCUCCCCAUCCGAUGCAGCAGCAGCAGCCGCAGUCGCAGUAUCCUACCUAUCAGCCGGCAACGACCGAUAAUAUGUACUCGAUGCCGGAUCAUAAUGCCGGGAUGGCUGGCAUGGGAGAUGCGCUAUGGGGCGCGCAGCCUCCGCCGCCACCUCAAGCGAAUCCCUAUGCCUCACCGAUGGGCUACGGUCAUCCACAGGGGCCGCAGCCCAAUCAGCGGCAAACACCCACCAGGUAUAAUUUCUCACCUCAUCUGCUUGCCGGAGAUCUAUCCUACCGGCAACAUAUGAGCGGUUAUCCCCAGCAAGAUUCAUCGAAGCUGCAAUACCCGACACAGCAAGCGAUGAUGGGAGCUGGCAUGCUGCCACAGCAGGGUUACGGAUCGUUGAGUCAGCCCCAACAACCGUCUCAACAACAACAACAAACUCAACAACCCCAGCAGCAGCAACCGCAACGUGUUUCACAACACUAUCCCCAGGCAGGUCAUUCGAUGUACCCGGGGGCUCCGGUUGUUCAACCACAAGCUGCUACGGCUCAGGCUGGAUAUGGUUCGUACGCACCUUCAAUGCAACAGCACAGCAGUCGAUCGGCGCAGCAUGUUUAUAACCAGCAUCAGCUCGAUCAGUCCGCAUAUGGGCAGCACAUGAGCAGCGGCCAGGUGCCAACAAGUCUCCACCAGAUGAGUACACCUCAGCAGCAACCGCCGGGACAACUGCCACAACAUCCGCCCCAACAGUCACAUUUGCCAAUUCCUGGUCAAACACCACAAUCGCAACAACAAUUGCAUGCCAGCCAAUUGCAACCCGUUCAACAACAACAACAGCCAACUCAGCAGCAACCUUCCCAUGGAGGUCAACCUUCUCACCCGCAGGGUCAUCCACAACAGCAUCCAGGGCUGACGGGAUUGGGCCAACAAAGUCAGCAGCAGAAUAGUUUGCUUCCCAAUCAACACCCCGGAAUGGUUCACUCGCAGCAGCCAAGCGGUGGCGGACUGAUGCACGGAAGCAGCGCCCUGGGAGCCGGGAUGACACAACCUCAAGGAAACCAACAACCAGGAAGCCAUCACAGCACUAGUGCACUCGGAGGACAUCAGAUGUCUCACGGGGCGCUACCCAGCAUGCCUGGCUACGGUACGACUGGUCCACAGCAGCAAUCGUAUCUGCCAAAUGCAACGAAGCAGCAACCACAGCAGCACGGUAGCAGCCCCCAGUAUCGGGCGCCUUUCCCGCAGCUAUCCCCACAAAUGUCACCACGGCCACCACAGAUGUCCCCCCAUACGCAGAUGUCACCCCGACCGGUGAUGUCUCCGGCCAAACCGCCCGGUAGUGUUGUUGCUUCUCAAGCACCCCAAACGACGCUUCCCACUUCAAUGUCCCCCCAUCCGCACAUGGCCAGUUCCGGCGGAAACAUACAAAGCCCCCGACCGCAGCAAUCGAUGCCAGUAACGAAACUGACGACGGCUUCCUCCUCUGGACCGGUCAACACUCUGCAGGCGUUGGAGCAAAUGGUGAUGCCACCGUCAGCGGCUGCCGCAGGUUUGGAAUACUCGCAAGCGGCAGCGUACCGAGGGCCACCACUCCAACAGCAGUUGCAAAACAAUCCAUUGUCACCGUUAGGACCGAGACUGCCGAUGUCCCCACAGCAUCAUCAGCAGUGGCCUCCUAUGGUACAACGACCUGGCAGUGGAGGCAUCAACGGGAAUGCCCAUCUAGGUAUCCCGCAGCAGUCGCCACAACAACAGCAACAGCUAGGAAGUCAGCAUCUGCCCCCGAUGCAUUCCCACGCACCGCAUUUACACGUAUCACAAGCCUCUCAUCCACCACCUCAUGCUCAACAGAUCUCGCAGCUAAACGAUAUCUCAAGUCUCAUCCCGCCUGUGUCGCAAACGAUGUCUGUGAUACCACCGUCUCAAGUACCCCCAACGGGACUUCAGUACAGCAAUCUGGAUGAUAAGAGCAUUGUCGAGCCAAUCCAACAGACGCAGCAACCUGCACCACAACCUGUACAUAGUCUCCACCAGCCUCACCUGUCGCAACCUCAACAACCUCCCCAACAGCUUCCAUCAUUGCAUCAGCCACAUCAGCUUACUCCCCAGUCGCAGCAGCAGCAGCCCAUGCUAACACAAUUACAGCCACCAACACAUCUCCAACAACUCCAAUCACAGCAGUCACAACAAUCGACUCAACAUCAAACGCAUCUAAGUUCGAUGCAAUCAUCAAUGGCCGCUCAACAACAACAGCAGCAGCAGCAGCAACAACAGCAACAACAUCAGCAGCAACAGCAGCAACAGCAACAACAACAGCAACAACAGCACCAACAACAACAGCAACAGCAUCAACAACAUCAACAAUCGCAGCAACAUCAACAACCACCCCAAGGACUUACUACCCAUUCGUCCCAUUCGAUAUCGCAGCAGCUGCAAUCGCCAUCAUUUAAUGACGAAAUGAUGAUGUCACCAAGCAGCCAAUCACAGCAGCACCAACAACAACAACAACCACAGCACCAGCAGCACAUAUCCAGUGCUGGCGUUUCCGUUCCUACUUCGAUUCCAUCACCCAUUGCUCCACCAACGAGUCAACAACAUCAAGUACCAAUCUCGCAACCCUCACAUUUGAGUGACCUACCGUCAAUGCAGCCAACGGUGGUAUCAACACCACCGGCGCAACAGCAGCAACAGGAGCAGCAGCCGUCUCAAAUUCAGCCCCAACAGCAAAGUUCGGCUUCCUCUGUAGAGCUUCCAUCGAUUGCAACUCUUUCAGUCGAACCAACGAUCACCAGUAUGGACAGUACUCCACCCACUAACACUAGCACUGAGCCUCAACAGCCAUCGGCAGAUCUCAGUUUGAUCGACAGUCUAGCCUCGAGCAAAGCAAACGAGGCUCCGCCGAGUUUGGGUGCGGUAGGCUCGAUUCCAGAAUCGGCCAUAAGUGAAACGGACAGCUUGCAGCAGCGUCACUCCGUGUCGGAGCAGAACAGUAGCAACGAGGAAUCCCGGGAUAGUAUCGUUCCGGUUCCAGCGGAAUCUAACACCGACGAGAGCAAAUCCUCAAGUUCUCUAAUGUCGGGAACCGACUUCGAAAAUAUGAAUCAAACAGCCAGCGGAGCCACAAACUCCCUGUUGAAUCCCGAUACGGGACUAGACGAAACUAUACGGGAGGGUCAAACUCUUGAUUUGGAUAGUGUAGCUAUCGAUCAAAGCGAGAAACGUGAAGAUAUUUACCAUUCUGAUAAUUCAAAUCAAGCGCCCACUAUCAUCGAUGCUAAGAAGAACGAACAUCAGAUAGAAACUGCGAUGUCUCCCGACCCAGUCACCUCGAUCGUGUUGACUGAGUUACAAGCACCGGAAAUUACAACGGCUACUACCACCACCACAAGUCCAGAGCAGACUCAUUCGGUUCCGACCUCAACAACGACUCCAACCAUGCCUUCGUCAGACAUGUUGACAUACCCUAAUCAAUUGCAGUCGGAGCAAAUGCCAGGCGAACCAAUCAUCUCGACAAGUACGCCAGCUACGACGAUUCCCACGAACACAACGCAACUGCCCCCGCAAAUGCAUUCACAAAUGCAUCAACAAUACGGACCGAUGGGUGGCGCUCCGAUGAUAGGUCCAGGUCAGGGGCAACCUCCCGCGAUGUAUGGUAUGCAUAUGGCUCCGGGUGGUCCCAUGAUGCAUGGACCUCAUGGUCCUGGAAUGCACGGCAUGAUGGGUCCGGAUAUGAUGAAUCCCUACCAAACGCCCUAUCAAUCACAUGCCCAGGAGCGCGCAGCUAUCCAGCAACAAUUGCAGGAGAUUUAUAAACUCCCGAUGGCUGAUAAUCAGGACAAAAUCAUGCGUAUGCAGGAACGGAUUGCGAUCCUUCAACAGCAUGAAACUGCCGACGGGUGUUUGGGAGGGCCACAGUGCAUGAUGCAAGGUCACUCUAUGUACUCUUCGGCAAUGAUCGAUAGUCCUCAAGUGACGAGCACAACGGGUCGUCGCGGAAGAACCCCUUCGAACAAGCCACGCAAACCACGUUUGAAGAAAUCCGAGAAACUCGCUCAGGAGGCUAUAGCAGCAGCAGCAGUUACCGUACCGUCAACUGUCACACCUGCCCUCGGACAGCAACCCCAGCCGUCGCAGCAACCUCAAAUUACGUCCGGUGAUGAAACUUCACAAGCGCCGACAGCCGUUACGACGCUCCCCGUUUCGGAGGAUUCAGUUACGGCGGGAACGGGUUUGGCUGAGCUUACUUCGGAAACAUUCAACGAAACAAUGCACGAGACAGAAUCUCAAGAUAAUCUCUCUUCGGGUGAGUUGGAUACAUCGACUGAUGCCAGUGGCAAGAAGCUCAAAAAGCCGCGAAAACCACGCGAGCCCAAAAAACCUAAAGAAGCAAAAGAACCCAAGGAGAAGAAGGAGCCUAAGAAAAAAGAUACGAAGGAACCUUCGAAGAAGAAGAAGAGCAAGAAGAGUUUGAAUGUAAUCGAAGGGGAUAAUUCGGUGUCUAUGGACAACAAUAGUCAAGAUCACGAUCAGGGCCUUUCGAAGGCAACCAGUGAAGCGGACGAGAAUCAGACGCUAGCUUCGUUGAUGCAUUCACAGAACUCAACGGAUGCUACUUCUGUCCCCGAGAAGGAACAAAUUCUGGACGAAUCGUUAAUGGAUGCUGAAGUUACCGAUUUCGACGAUAUUCCAGUCUCGAAAAUUCCCAUCAAGACCUUGCUGGAGGAAAGUGAGAAAAAGGAACGAGAGCGCGAGAAUGAAGAAAGCGCGCCCGAUGCUGAAGAAACAACGGAGGGUGAAACUCCCAAAAAGAAAAAGAGUAGCAAGAAGAAAAAUCCUGGUAGUGGCGAAAGCAAGAAGAAGAGUUCAAGUUCAUCGAAAAGUAAAAAAUCUAGCAGCAGCAGUGGUGGUGGUUCUAAAAGUCGAACACGCUAUCGUGGACGCAUGAUGGCCGAAUCCGAUGGCGAAGGGGAUGAUCUAAUGAGCACACCACCUCCAUCUCCUCCACCGGAUCCAGAAAUUGAUAGCUCCAAGCGUCGAUCUGCCCGUAACACCCAGCGCAAGAAGUAUGUGGACGAUGUUAUGCUACGUUUCUCGGACGAUGAGUCGGGAAUUAUUUCGCCAACUCCCCCGACAAGGAGGGAGAGAAAGGCCGAAUCGGAAAGAAAGGAUGCUGAGAGUAACGGAGAAGGGGGCGUUGUGGCGAAUUUGGGUGCCGAUGGUGCCGUACCAAGCUCGAGUGGUAUUGGUGUUGAAGGCGAGGAGAAAAUAAGCACGACGGAAGAGAAAACGGACCUGAGCACCGAUCCAAAGACCGAUGAUGCUAACAAACCUAAUUAUGUGUAUGUGAACACUGGCGAUGAAGAUUCGAUGGUGGUGCAAUACGUUUUGGCCGUCCGUGUCGGGCGACGCGAAUUGAAACCCGAUCCACCACCGCCACCCCCAAAGGAGAAAACUCCUGAACCGGUGGAGGUGAAGACUGACGCUGCUGCGGAGGAAGAGAAAAAAGAUGACGUCGACGAACAAAAGGAAGAGCAAGAAAAUGAAACAAAGGCUGAUGCAGAAGCUAGCAAGGAUGAUGCUAAACCUGAAGACAAGGAAGCAAUGGAUAGCAGUGACACGGAAGAGAGAAAAGAGGAAGACGACAAAACGGAAGUAGACCACAAGGAAGAGACGCUUGAACCUAAUAAGAGUGAGAAGCCCCUGGACGAUUCGAACAAGGAAAAAGACUCCGAGGAAAUGGAGAUCGAUGAUUCUGAAGAGACAAUGGAAGUCAAAGGUGAUACCGGCGAGAGUGGAGAAGAUGAUGCAGUUCAAGGGGAUGAUACAGAUAAAUUGAAGAAUGGAGAAGAAACUUCCACGGCGGUGAAAAAUGAAUGCGAAGCGAAAACCACUGAUAGUGGAGAUGAGCCUGUACCAGAUAACGUCGAAAAAGAGAAAGAAAAUGAGAAGGAACCGGAGAAGCCAGAAGAGAAGAAGGAACCUGUUUACAUUGACGUUGAGGAAUAUUUCGUCAAAUAUCGAAACUUUUCCUAUCUGCAUUGCGAGUGGCGAACCGAAGAUGAGCUGUUUAAGGGCGACAAACGAGUGGGUAAUAAAAUUAAGCGCUUUCUGCAGAAACAACAGCAGCAGCUUAAUAUAUUUGAAAGUUUGGACGAAGAGUCGUUCAACCCAGACUUUGUCGAAGUGGACCGAGUUCUGGAUGUAUCCGAGCAUACCGACGAUGACGGAAAAACCGUAAAACACUAUCUUGUGAAGUGGAAAAGCUUACCCUACGAGGAUUGCACCUGGGAGCUAGAGGAUGAUGUGGAUCUUCCCAAGAUUGAACAAUAUUACAAGUUUAAUAAGAUUCCACCUAAGAGCGAGUGGAAGACGAAGAAACGCCCGCAUCCGGAUCAGUGGAAGGCACUGGACGAAACUCCUACGUUCAAAGGGGGCAACCGUCUGCGUCCUUAUCAGUUGGAGGGUCUCAAUUGGUUACGCUAUUCGUGGUACAAGGGAAAUAAUUGUAUCCUAGCGGACGAAAUGGGUCUGGGUAAAACCAUUCAGAGUUUGACAUUCGUUAAUUCUGUGUAUGAAUAUGGUAUCCGGGGACCAUUUCUGGUAAUUGCCCCGCUAUCAACCAUUCCCAACUGGCAGCGUGAGUUUGAAGGAUGGACGGAAAUGAAUGUCAUAGUUUACCAUGGUUCCGCCACGAGUCGACAAAUGAUUCAGGAUUAUGAAGUAUACUAUCGGUAUGAGAAUGGAAAGUAUAUAAAGGACAUCAACAAAUUCAAUGUACUUAUCACGACUUUCGAAAUGAUCGUAACCGACUACCAGGAUCUGAAACCCUUCAAUUGGAGAGCUUGCGUAAUCGAUGAAGCUCAUCGUUUGAAGAACAGAAACUGCAAACUACUGGAAGGCCUUCGCCAGCUGAAUCUCGAACAUCGAGUGUUACUAUCGGGAACUCCACUGCAGAACAACGUAAACGAACUGUUCUCAUUGCUGAAUUUCCUCGAACCUAGCCAGUUCUCUUCGAACGACGACUUCUUGAGAGAAUUCGGUAGUCUCAAGACGGAGAGUGAAGUACUGAAACUGCAAGCGCUCUUGAAGCCGAUGAUGUUACGACGUCUCAAGGAUGACGUGGAAAAAUCCCUUGCGCCCAAAGAGGAGACCAUCGUCGAGGUGGAGCUAACCAACAUUCAGAAGAAGUACUAUCGUGGGAUUCUGGAGCAGAAUUUCUCAUUCCUGAUGAAGGGAACAACCUCAGCCAACAUUCCCAACCUGAUGAACACUAUGAUGGAGCUGCGAAAAUGUUGUAUUCAUCCGUAUCUGUUGAACGGAGCCGAGGACCAGAUUCAGUAUGAUUACCGCCAGCAGCACGGUGACAAUGCGGAGGCAUACUACAAAAAUUUGAUUGUUUCGUCGGGCAAAAUGGUGCUCAUUGAUAAGCUCCUACCGAAGCUGAAGGCAAACGGCCAUCGUGUGCUUAUUUUCAGCCAGAUGGUGCGGUGUUUAGACAUCCUGGAGGACUAUUUGAUUUACAAGAAGUAUCCAUUCGAGCGUAUCGACGGUCGAAUUAGGGGAAAUUUGCGACAGGCAGCUAUCGAUCGGUAUUCAAAACCUGAUUCGGAUCGUUUUGUGUUCCUGCUGUGUACAAAAGCAGGAGGACUGGGUAUUAAUCUCACCGCUGCAGACACAGUUAUCAUUUAUGACAGCGAUUGGAAUCCGCAGAACGAUCUUCAGGCACAGGCCCGUUGUCAUCGUAUCGGACAGCAGAAAAUGGUGAAGAUUUAUCGAUUGCUGUGCCGUAACACAUACGAACGAGAAAUGUUUGACAAGGCUUCGCUGAAGCUGGGUUUAGAUAAAGCUAUCCUGCAGAGUAUGAAUACCGGUCAGGGCAAGGAAGGUACCAACAAGCAGCUGUCCAAGAAGGAGAUUGAGGAUUUGUUGAAAAAGGGAGCCUACGGGGCGGUGAUGGACGACGAUGCGGGGGAUAAGUUCUGUGAGGAAGACAUUGAUUCGAUUUUACUGCGAAGAACGCAAGUUAUCACGAUGGAGAGUGAGAAGGGAUCCACAUUCUCGAAGGCAUCGUUCGCCGCUUCCGCUAACCGAAGUGACAUCAACAUCGAUGAUCCGGACUUUUGGAACAAGUGGGCCAAGAGAGCAGAAAUAGAUCCGCUGGCUUGCGAAAAGGAUGAGACUGAAGAUUUGGUUAUAGCCGAGCCGAGGAAACGCACCCAGAUAAAGCGCUACGGCCAUGACGACGGUGUUAUGGAUAUGUCGGAUGAGUCGUCUGGCGAGCACGGAAGCGAUGGCGAGGAAGGCAGUGGUGGUGGGUUGAAGACACGAAGCAAGCGGAACAGAGGGAAGGACAAGAGUAAGAAACCGAUAACCGAGAGGGAUAGAGAUGAUUAUAUACCGCGCGAUAGAGACACCCUUGCGGCGCUCGGAUUUGAUGAGGUAUCCUAUGGGAACUGGGCUCGAUCGGAGUGCUUCAAGGUGGAAAAAGGAUUGUUGUCCCACGGAUGGGCUCGCUGGACCGAGAUUCUAGAACAAGGACAGUUUAAGCGCGGAUGGCGCGAACAAGAUGUGGAGGAUUGUGCUCGUGUCAUUCUGUUGUACUGUUUGGAUCGCUAUCAAGGUGAUGAGAAGAUCAAGAAUUUCAUCUGGGAUUUAAUUGCACCUUCGGAGGGAGGUGAACAGCGCGAGAUCGCCCGUAACCACAGCGGUUUACACAAUCUGGUUCCCAGAGGUCGAAACGCUAAAGUAGGUCGGAAAUCAAUGAAUCCAGCAUCGUCGACGGAAGUGAACGAAGACGGGUCUUCCAACUCAUCUGGAACUGCACAUCAACCAAAAGAUCCAGCACAACAACCAAAGCCCACCAGAUCGGGUUCGGAUACGGGCGAAUCCUGCUCGCCCGCCAAUGAUCCCCACCACUGGAGUAAGGACGAGAAAUAUGACGCAGAUAAUAUGUUGGACAUCAAUUAUAAGAAACAUCUGACCAGACAUGCCAACAAAGUGUUGUUGCGUGUCCGAAUGCUGUACUAUAUCAAACAUGAAGUUCUCGGUGACUUAGUGACUCAGAUUCACGAGGGUGCCAAUGCGAGCGAUCUCCCAAUUCGCCCACCGCCGACGCCCGAUCAGCUGCCGUGCUCAUGGUGGAAUCCAAAUUGUUGCGAUCGCAGCCUGUUAGUUGGCACGUACAAACACGGCUGCGAAAACUACCGUGUGAUGCGAGCGGAUCCAAUGCUCUGCUUCCAGACCCACUGCGGUCCCGGCGACGGUAUCGUCGAGGAGACGACUAUUGUUAAAGAGAACGACGACGAUGUGAACUCCAAGCAGGGAGAUAAUGACGAUGACCCCGAGGACGGCCCCUCGGAGGCCCGGUCCUCAUCCGCCGGUGUUGAGUCGAAAGAUGAUGAUGAAGAAUCCACAGCUGGUACCGCCACUAGUGCCGCGCCCACACCCGCACCUUCGGAGGCGAACCAGGAGCUGAUCUGGCCCACAAUGCAGGAUCUCAACACGCGGCUACGGCGGGUGAUAACCUCCUACCAGCGCAACUACAAGAAAGAAGAGCUGAAGCAGCAGCAGAAAGCAAAGCUCCAGGCGAUAGUACCUCCGGGCGGCCAAUCGUCCUCCACACCGUCGACGCCUUCCACCACGCCUGGACCGCCUGGACUGAGCGGAAGUCUGACCCCGCAGCAUCAGCAGCAGCAAUCGCAGUCCAUGUCGUUUGGAGUGCAGCAGAUGGGACAGCAGCAGGGCGCCGGAAUGUCGGGAAUGGUGGGAAGCGGUGGCUCCUCCACGUCCUACGCAAGCACUAGCGGAUUGAGCAAGAGCCAACAGCAGCAGCAGGCCGGUUCGACCGGUUCUGGCAGUCUCUCGCUGUCCGGAAUGACGUCCGCGGGUGGAAUGCCCACGGCGGCCGAUUUCAGUCUCAUGCUGAGCCUGGGCCUUGGCCUCAAUCCGGCUGAUGCUUCGCAGCUGGCCAAUCUUGAUCUGCAAAAGUUGGCCAUGUACUUGAAAAUGGAACGUCGCGAGAAAACAGAGCAGGUUAUGCGUGAACGGGAACGCGUACGGUUGGAGCAGAUUCCCAAGAAAUGGACCCGACGUGAGGAGAACGAGUUCAUUCGAGUUCUUACUGGUUAUGGGAUUGACUUGCUGUCGAACGCCGCCGUACCAACACCCGAUUGGUCUAGAUUCAAAGCAUUCGCCAAGCUCGACAAAAAGUCUGAUGAGAAUCUGAGCGACUUCUACAAAGUGUUUAUCGCGAUGUGCAAACGCCAAGCCGGUGUUAAAUUGAACGACGAUGAGAAGGGUUUGGAAGGUCUUGUGGACGAUAUAACGGAAGACCACGCAAGGCUUAUCCUCGACCGGCUAGAACUGCUUUCAAAGGCGCGUGAGAUCAUCAAGCAUCCCAAGCUGGAGGAUAACAUCAAAUUGUGCGAGAAUAAUCUCGACACGCCCGAUUGGUGGGUUUCGGGCAAACAUGACCGAGAACUUUUACGGGCGGUUUUGAAAUAUGGCAUCUAUCGCUCGGAGCAGUUGAUUCUGGCCGAUCCGGAGUUCCCCUUCUAUGAGUCGGCGAAAAAAUAUCUACAAAAUCUGGAGAUACAAAUUCAACUACAGAACCAACAGCUGAUGAAAAUGCAAGCUGCGAAGGCAGAGGCAGCUGAGAAAGCUGAGCUCGCGGUUAAGCUCGAGAAGAGUGAAGCAGCAUCGCUUAAGAUUGAGAAAGUGCCGAUUAAAAGAGAAUCUUUAGGUUCAACUGAAGAAAGAGACUCAACUGCUAAGGAAGAAGCGAGGGGCGCCGUCGAGCUUGAAGCCAAGGCUGAAGUCAAGACAGAAGACGACGAUGUUAAAAUGGAGAGUGAGGUGAAAACUGAAAUCAAACACCCGGAUGCCUCACCAUCCAAAGAGGUUAAAGCGGAAGUUAAACACGAGACUUCUGACGAGAAAAUAUGUGACGAUGAAGACGAUGAACAGAAGAUGGAAAUAGAUGAAGGUGCAGCCGAAGAUGGCAAACGAUCUGACGAAGACGCGAAAGACAAAGAUGCCGAGGAGUCAGAAGGAUUAAAAACAUCUGAGCAAGAGUCGGAAUCUAUGGAGGUAGAUACUGAGACUGAGCCAACCGGAGAACAUCUGAAGAAAGAUGUUGAGAAAUCAAACGAGGAGAAGAAAGACCCAACUGGUGAAAUAGAGCCAUCCGAACAAGAUAUUAAAUCAUCGGAUAACGAAGUCCCAACAUCGGCUGAAGCCGUAGAAUCGGCGUCAGUCAAGCAGGAGGAUAAGGAAUCAGCUAAAAAAUCAGAAUCGGAACGUGAAUCGUCUCCGGAUGUGAUUAUACUGGAUGAACAGAGAAUAGCGGCCGUGAAGCCGAAAGUUAUGAGUGAUGAAGAAAAAUGCUCGAAACAAGCAGCGGAGCUGAAGGCUCGUUUCCCGGAUCUUGAAGUGUUCCAACCACUGAUGAAACUCAAGCAGUUGGAUAACAGUGUUUCCAAGGAAGACUUCAAAAAUAUCAGCAACUUUGCUAGCAUGAUUGAUACCUCUAUGAUCGUCAAAUGGUUCCGAGACUUCGCGCUGGAGCGCCGUGUCGGUCAUAUCAUAUACUGCGUCGAGCACGGAGAAUGGCCUGUCGGUAAAUCGUACUCCGCAUACACGGGAUGUCUGGGAAUUGAUCUCGAUAUUCCACUUCAUGAGACAAUCAAGCGCAUCAUUCCAAUCGAUGCAGACACACGAAGGUCAACUUCGAGCACACCGGAUGUGAUAACGAUCACUACCGAUCACGCUGGUGCUAAACAAAUAAACCAAGCCGCUUUAUCCGCUCAGUCAGCAGCGGCUGCGGCGGCUGCCCUAUCCGCCGCUGGUCUCGGUGGAAGUGGAUCCGGACCAAGUGGCUCGCAGGGCUUAAGCCACAGUCAGAUGGCAGCUGCAGCCGCUGCGGCUGCCGCCGCCGCCGGUGUUUCGCUCUCGUCAAGUAAGAAACGAAAGAGACACAUUGCUAUUGAUGUUGAAACUGAAAGGGCCAAAUUGCAUGCUUUGUUGAAUAAUACUCAGAGUCCAGUUCAAACAGGAGGUUCCAAGUCACACCAUUCUAGUCUUCAAGCGGGAGCGCUUUCGUGGAAUGACGACGAUCUUGUGGAUGCGCGUCGAAGCAGCUCCUCGAAUCCGAAUGCACCUCAACCACCACCCGCUCAUCAGCAUGGUUCGAGGAACCAAAUGGCCUACACGAAACCGACCCUCAUUCCGGGUACCUCAAGCACGCUGACCCCGAUAGAUUUGUCCUCGAGCUAUACUCUGCCGAAGGUAAAUAUGGCGGACAUGCUCAAGAGCCCCAUGGAUCUGAGUGAAGUGCAAGACUUCUCGAUUUCCAAGAAAAGCAAAGGCAAUGAUGGCAGUCGUGGAUUGUCCUCCACCAGUAUCAGUAUCACCAGCGCUCAUGGCGGUUCUUCGAUGCCAUCACCGUCGGCAGCUGUUGCGGCCGCUGCCGCAGCCGGUAAAGGCAAGCUGAACGAUAUGCUUUCGAAGCUAAUGAAGAAGAACAACGUAAGUGUACCGAUCGAGGAACCUCCCCUUGGGAAGGAAAAGAAACGCAGGAAGCUGGACGAAAUAGUGCUUGGUUUGUCGGCGGCAAAGGAGCAAAAGACCAUAUUUGGGGAUCCUACUCCGCCUGGAGGAAGCUUCUCAGGAAGCUCGAUGAAGAAACCACAGAUUCCGCCAAGUGUGUCGGUUACCCCGGCCAGUGCCCCAUCAUCGGUUAGUCAGCAACCACCGCAGAAGCCUUUCACCAUCACCGUAACAAGUGUUCCGGGAAAUUCGAAAAGUGGUCAAGGUUCAUCUAGCUCCAGUUCGAAUAGUGGAUUGGCAGCGCUACAAAAUAUGUCCGGCAUGGGCGCGCUGUCUACGAAGGACAGCUUGAAUGCUUUGUUUGCCCAAGCAGCUCAGGCAGAGCAGCAAGCAUUCCUGAAGCAACAACAAAAGUUGAUACAGUCAUUGCCAGCGAAUUCACCCCAGCGGAAGGCCUAUGAAGUGAUGUUUGCCGAAAUGAAGCAAGCAGCGGAUUUGAGUUCGAAACUAGGCCAGUAUGGAUCAGCUGCUCACGAUGCGAAGGUUAAUAAGUGGCUAGCCGAACAAACUGCUGCCUUGACCGAACAUGCGAUGGGAAUGGAUUACAUGUCCAGGUCGUCACGACGAGGUUCGUCUUCCUCGCAGUCCCAAACGUCGACUUCCACGUCGUCAAGGUCUACGAGGAAUUCGAACACCAGUCUUCAACAGCAGCAACAACAACAGCAACAGCAGCAACAGCAGCAGCAGCAGCACCAUCAUUCUCAGCAACAAGCGGACAACAGUCCGAUGGCAUUCAACUGGAAGAAUCUAACCGGUGAAGAAUACGUAUCGGUUAUCAAUAAGAUCAACGGUAAACGACUAACCGGAAACAAAGCUCCGCAGUUGAAACGACUGACCCAAUGGUUAUCGGAUAAUCCGGCUUACGAAAUUGACCCGAAAUGGGCGGAGUCAAUCACCCUUCCUGGUCCGUCCUCUCUGUCGAAGCAGUCUUCAGACACGGGUGGCCCUUCGGCGUCAUCUUCGAAACAAAUGCGUAAUUCGGCAUCCGCUUCGUCUGCGAUGGCAUCUGCGAGUGGUUCAAGUGGCCAGUAUGGCAGUGGCCAACAGUCUUCAACGUCCUCGUCGAAAAAACAUGGUGGCAAUAACGCGACUAACAUGCAGUUUCCUGGACUCGCUGGACUCAAUGCAAAUCUUCUGUCCAGCAUUCCUGGACUUGGUAGUUUCGAUCCGAAAACGAAUCCACUGCUGAUGCCCUUCGGUGGAAUGCCUGGUCUUGCUGGGUUGGGUGGUCUUGGCAAUCUGAACAACAUGAAUCUUUUCGCCAGCUUGGCUGGACUACCGGGCCUGUCGGGAAUGGACGCACAAAGUUUAGCCACUAUGAUGGCGGCGGCCGGUUUAGAUCCGGCAACUGCUUUGGCGGCAGCAACUGGUGGUACACCGACCAAGAGUGGAAAUAGCAAUGCAGGCAAAUCGAGAAAGUCAGUCAACGAUGGUUCAGGGUCCUCAUCAUCGCAACAGAGCUCAGGCAAGGGUUCAAACUCGCAGCAAGCAGCUGCCGCCGCUGCAGCUGCCGCAGCCGCCAACAGUCAGUUCCCAUUCUUUUUCCCGAAUCCAAGUCUCCUGUACACACCCCUCGGACUCGGGGGUUUGAAUCCAUACGGAAUUCCAGGAGCCGGCAUGGGAACAAGUGGUGUCACAACGAGCACCUCCUCAUCCCCUACCACUUCCAGACAGUCCCAAUCAAAGCAGGGUGGUUCAAGGGGUAUGGGUGGAAACUCACAGCAAUCGGCAGCCUCUCCCAGCAGCAAAUCAAGUCGAAGCUCCAGUUUGACAAGCCAACAAGCCGCAGCUGCUCAGCAGGCAGCACUGGAAGCCGCCCACUUGCAGCAAUUAUUGCUACCACACGAUAAGCACCUCUUGGAUUCAUUGACACGCUCCGCCGGUUUAGAUAUCUCUCAGAGCUCGAGGGGUAACAGUAGCUCGAGUGCUUCUGAUAAGCGUGCACGAGAGAGUGCGGCUGCUCAGCAAGCUAACAAACAGGCAUUGGAGAAAUUAGAGCGAGAGAGGAGGAAAAUUAUUGAGACACUGUCCCAGGGAGCAUUUCCCUCUGAAUUAGCGGCUAUGCAAGCAUUCGCUACCGGCAAGAUGCCAGGAACUUCAUCUUCCGGUCACGGUUCAUCCUCGAAGAGUAGCAACAGUAGUAGUGCUGCUGCAGCUAAUGCGUCGGCAGCGGCAGCAGCAGCUGCUGCUGCGGCUAUGAGUGCUAAGGAUCUCCAAUUACCACUGCCACCCGAUUUCAGCCAGGCACUUUUUGCUGAAAUGGCUGCCCAGGCCCUCAACGCAGGUGCUUCAUCUGGAACAGGCUCAUCAGCCUCAUCUCCAUCUACAUCGAAGAAAUCUCGCGACCAAGAGUUGAAGGAUGCGUUCGAACAGCUGAGCAAAAAUCCCAUCGAACUGCUCGCAAGAAGUUUAGGUGUCGGCCCUGCAAUAUCAUUGAUUCCAACAUCGUCAGCGUCGACCUCAUCUUCGACGUCUGACUCCAAGAGGAGUGUCUCUUCGAGACAGCAUGACGCACAUCAACAACAACAGGCACAACAAUUGCAGCACCACUUGUCGAAAUUAGAUCCGAAGUCAAUGAUGCUGGGUGGUAGUGGUGGAUCCCAGCAAGAAGAAAUGAAGAGUCCCAGAACACGAUCUUCUACCGAUUCGUUGGCUAGUUUAGAUAAAGUCACACUGACCCCUGUAACACCAGCCAGCAUAGCCGCAUCGUUACCGUCGCAAACCACAAUUUCUUUGGCAUCUCCUGUGGGUUUAUCGGGAGCAUCUGCCAGCUCCAUGAAUCUCAGUGCAAAGAGCCCUGCGGCUUUAUCGACAUCCUCAACUAGCAGUAUAGGUGAAAGAGAUCGCGACAGAGAACGUGAGAGAGACCGCAGUGAUCGAAUGGAAAGAUCUGAGCGAGGGGAGCGAGGCGAACGAAAUCUCCGCUCUACGGAUUUGGCUGCCGAUUUGAGUAGCAGAAGUUUGUCCUCAGUAUCCGCUACUGUAACAUCAACUGCAGUUCCUGCAUCACCCCAGAACCUGUCGACAACGCCUUCAUCAUCGAGCUCCGCUCCUCCAGCAUCAGUAACUGUAGUAGACACUGCCCACAACCAGGAAAUGGACUUGGAAGAUUUAAUAGCCCCAUCGAAGCUGUCCAAAUCAGGUAACGUUUUGAACGAUGAAGACGAUCCCCAAAAACAAAUAAUGUUGCUCAAACAGAAACAAAAGCUACUUCAACAGGAACAGAUGAAGAAAUUGCAAGAGGCGCAAGAAGCCCAACGAUUGAUUGAACAGCAGAGAAUAUCCGAACAGAAGAAACUCAUGGAGGAACAACACCAACAUCAGCAUCUGCAACAACAACAACAGCAGCAGCAGCAAGAACAUCAAUUGGAACAACAUGAGCAAGAGCAAGCGCACGCUCGUGAACUGCGCCACAAACGACGAAGAGAACGAGAAGAUUCAGAACAUGAACACAGACGGCCUGAUAUGGCCGAAGAUGAACCCAUCAAUCUUCAACCUCAAAUCGAUCGGCAGGAAGAGGAGAUUCACAAGCAGCAGCAACUAGAGAUGCUGACUGAAGAACCUUCUCAUCAUCACCAACAACAGCAACAAGAAACACAACACGAGCAACAAACCGAUCAUCACCACCAACAACAACAGCUACAAACGCAUCAACAAAUAGACGAACUUGAAAGACACGAACGCAGGACUUUGCGUAGAAGUCACCAUCAUCCCACGGAACACCAUGAGGACCUAAGCAAAUCGGAUCAGGAGAAAACCCCCGAUUCAGCAACGAUGUCCACACGAAAAUCAACUCGUUCUAGCACCGAUGCGGCGAACUCAUCCGGUGGAGAAUCGAGUAGUGCCCAACCGACCACACCCUUGACCGGAGGUAGGCGUGCCACACGCUCCAAGCGACAGCGCAGUGGAGAUGAUCUAGAGGUGGCCCUGGGAAUGCCCGAGCGAAAACGAGAACUGCGCUCCAGUGCCGGACGACAAGCGGCAGCUGCAGCAGCACGGAUGGCGGCCGAGGCCAAGGCAGCCGCCGCCGCCGCAGCUGCAGCAGCUGCUGCCGCACAGUCGUCCGCUGAGGGAUCGCUCAAUCUGUCCAAGGAUCAGGACCACUCCGACAAGGAGGAACAGCAGCCUAUUUGACUAAAAAUGAGUAAAUGACGCUUAUAAUUUUAGGUUGAAAGAUAUUUUUGUUCUAUGUAGAAAUUUUAGACACAGUUGAUAUUAAGCGAAAAAGAAAAGUUUGGUAGGAAAUUCUGACGUGGGAACGAAAAAAAUGUGAAUUAUGAUUUAUGAUUGAGGGGAAUACUAGAUAUUAGAGAAGUGAAAUCAUUAGUGUUAGGAUAUAGAAUCGAAAGCCUGUGAAGCUGUUGGAGCUGUUGCAUUUCUGGGAACAGAAUUUUCUCAAGAGGAAUUUCUUCAAAAAGUGCCUACGCUCAUGCUGUGGAACAUUUCGUAUGUUAUUUUUUCAAGAUUUACCCUUUUUAUAGGAAAAUUUGAUCCCGGUCCAACAAUGCUCCACCAGCUUUAAAGCUUUUUACGAUCUACCUUAAACGCUGUUAUAUGUGUAUCAUAACCCUUGUCUUAAAAGUAUGUAAUAAUGAGCUAGAUAUAACUAGAGAGAACAUAACAAAAAAAAACUGUGUAAAGUGAGAAAUUGUCGGUCGGAGUAGUAGAUAAAUUAGCGUCCCGUUUUUAUUAUUUUGUAUCGGUAAUCAUAACGUUCGGGUUUCGUUUGCAAAAAAAAAAAAACUAAGAAAAUUCUAUUGUAUCAACAGUAGAGAUCGCACUAAAAUUGACUAUCCAUUUUAUUUACCGCUCCUUCCUUGAUAAUCCUUCGUUUUAUUAGGACAUGAUUUGAAAAAAAACGAAGGAGAUCGAGAGGACUAGUGAAAAGUUGACUCAUUCGAUAACCUGAGAACCUUAUACAAAUAUUAAAACUAUAAAUUUAUUAUAGAUAUGAAAUAUAUAUACUUGUAAACAAGUGUUAGCAUAACUGAUAGUAACUAAAACAAAUCAAAGUAUCUAAUUUAUUCUCAGACAUACGUCAUCAAAACAUCUGUACAUAGUAAAGUUAUUUUAACGUGACUCUAGUGUAUAAAUCGAUUAAUCUCGAUAUAAACAUGAAUCUUCGGGAACGCAAGAGGAUAAAAAACGAUUCAGUAAACAAUGUCAAACAAAAUAUAUGAAUUCAAAAGAGCACUUAAUUUUUUUUCGCAUUUAUGAGAAAUGAUUUAGUGACUAAUAGGAAAAGCGACUUGCUGUUAAAUACUACCGGUGGCACCUUGAUAAUCGAAAUUGGGUUCACGGUGGAGAGGGACUUUGUUUUCUUUUAUUGCUGUGGAAAGAUGACAAAUUCCCUCAUGCACUCGAUUGACCCAUUAUUCGAUACUAGCAAAAUGAAACCAAUUUGAAAUGACCGAUGGAGAUAUGCAAAAAUAAGUUGGUGGGCACGCUACAUGCAUAUUGCUGCGGGAUCACGAAAACAUGAUAGACUGAAACCCGGAAAACUUCGUUACAGUUUUUUCGUUUAAUUUUUCUUCGAAGGGGAUGGUAUUCGAGCAUUUCGAAAAUGCUCGUGUCGUUAGCUGUAUCUGACCUGCAAAAAGCAGCGAACAUGUUUCACUUCACAACGUGUGAGAUGUGCGAACUUGUGUAAAUGAGGGGAAAUAGUGUAGAUCAUUGCUUAUUUGACAUUUCAAUGCUGUGCUGCAAAUGAUUAUUUCACAAAAAAAAUUUGCUUUCUCUCAUCGUUACGCAACAUCAGUUGAUCGCGAGACACUAUUCGUACAAGUUUCGGCAGAUAGGAAAAGAUGUCGAGGCCAGAGUGAAAAAAAUUGACUGCUGAGUUGGCCAUAGCAAGGGUUGCAACUCUGACCUCAGAAAGGCGUAUAUAAAACAUUGCGGGGAAACUGAGGAGCAACUACGCUCUCAUUCUUAGGAAAAAAAUGAAACAACAAAAACAGAUGAAAAGUAAAAUCUAGAAGUAGUAGUAAUUUAUCUCUAAUAUUGAAAAAUAAAGUUUACAAAAGUAUAAAUAAUAUAACUAGCAAGAAAAAUACGUGACAAGUAUAAAAGAAAAACAUUGCAAAAAAAACGUAAAUAAUGAAAAUGA